Molecule: messenger RNA, 3853 nt
Organism: Bolinopsis microptera
Lineage: Eukaryota; Metazoa; Ctenophora; Tentaculata; Lobata; Bolinopsidae
Product: 116 kDa U5 small nuclear ribonucleoprotein component-like
Exons: 14
Coding region: 454-3330 (958 amino acids)
Biological process (GO): mRNA splicing, via spliceosome
Cellular component (GO): U4/U6 x U5 tri-snRNP complex; U2-type catalytic step 2 spliceosome; cytosol
Molecular function (GO): GTP binding; GTPase activity; U5 snRNA binding
Source: RefSeq, a predicted model, not a curated record
GGGGGAGAAGAGUUGUGUAUCAGCUACGGAACAGGACCUCUUGGAGAGAUCAAGUGUUUGUGUGAGACUGCCGCGUGUAGAGGCUUCUUACCUCUGGAGUCAUUCUAGCCUAGUGUAGAGGCUUCUUACCUCUGCAGUCAUUCUAGCCGUAUAAGAAGAGUAUUGGGAAGAAAUUAAUCGUAUCCUCAGAUUUCCAGGAGCAAACAAAGCUUUGUCCUUAUCAAUAUAAUAUUAAAAUGUGUUGAAGCAACCGAAUGAAUAAUGAAUCUAUUAGCUUCUUUUUGCUUCUAUGCCAUAUUUUUUGGUUAACUAAUUUAAAGAAUGUAUCUUGUGCUGUAGAAUAUAAACUUGAUAUUUGGGUGCUAUUUACUGUGUUUUACUGACUCCUACACAAUUGUUCGUCCUCGCUUAAAAUAUCUUUAUCUAAUCUUUACACAAUCUGUUUCAAUAGAUAUGGAUGGGGAGUUAUACGAUGAGUUUGGUAACUACAUAGGACCUGAGAUAGAUUCUGAGAGUGAUGAGAGCAGUGUGGAAGAGGAGAACCAGGACCAGGAGGAGGAACUAGAGGAAGAAGAGGAACAGAGUCAGGCCAUAGUGCUGCAUGAGGAUAAGCAGUAUUACCCCUCCGCUCUGCAAGUCUAUGGAGAAGAGGUAGAAACAAUGGUGCAAGAGGAGGACACCCAGCCGCUCACCCAGCCCAUAAUAGAGCCUAUCAAGGAGAAGAAGUUUGUACAUUUCGAACAGGACCUCCCAGAAACAACAUACAGUAUAGAGUAUCUAGCCGAUCUGAUGGACGUGCCGGAGUUGAUUAGGAAUGUGGCGUUUGUUGGACAGCUACAUCACGGCAAAACCCUCUUCACUGACAUGCUCCUGGAACAAACUCACCCCAACAUUAAACCUCCUCCCGCUAAAGAUCUCCGCUACACGGACACACUACACACGGAGCAAGAGCGUGGUGUCAGCACCAAGUCCUCACCGCUCACUUUGGCGCUCCCUGACGGCAGAAACAAGACAUUCCUUGUUAACCUCCUCGAUACUCCCGGUCACGUUAACUUUAGCGACGAGGUGGUUGCAGGAAUACAGAUGUGUGAUGGAAUAGUACUCUUUGUGGACGCGGCUGAGGGUGUCAUGCUCAACACUGAGAGAAUACUUAAACACGCUCUACAGCAGAAGAUGGCUAUCACUGUAGUUAUUAACAAGAUAGACAGGUUAAUAAUGGAGUUGAAGAUCCCACCAGCAGACUGUUACCUAAAAUUGAGACAGCUGGUAGACGAGCUCAACGCGCUAGUCACCAUGUUCGGUAGCGACCUUGUUCUCUCCCCGCUCCUGGGAAAUAUUUGUUUCGCUUCCGCUCGAUAUAGGUUCUGUUUCACACUCCGCUCCUUUGCGGAUCUGUAUGCGGCUCAUUACGGAGGAUUCCCUGCUGCUCAGCUUGCAGCUAGACUGUGGGGCGAUAUCUACUUCAACCAAGAAAAGAGAACUUUCUCCAAAAAAGGAGCUCCAGGCGCAGACAGAACAUUUGUAGAGUUUAUUUUAGAGCCCCUCUAUAAACUGAUAGCUCAGACUGUUGGGGAUGUGGACACUUCUCUAGCUGACACUUUAUCAAACCUGGACAUAUUCAUCAGUAAAACGGAACUGAAAGACAAUAUUCCGUCCCUUUUGCGGAACGUUUGCAGAAAGUUCUUUGGUCUAGCAACAGGUUUUGUGGACAUGAUCACGGAACACAUUCCAUCGCCGGCAGCUAACGGACUAAACAAGGCCAACACGCUGUACACUGGUGACAGGAAGUCUCCGGUGGUAGAGGACAUGAUCCAGUGUAACCCUGAGGGACCCCUUCUCUGCCAGGUCACCAAGAUGUAUCCUUCUCAGGAUGCCACAGUCUUCCACGCUCUGACCAGGGUUUACAGUGGCACUCUGUACUCAGGCCAGGAGGUGAGAGUGUUGGGUGAGAGCUUCACGUUAGAAGACGAGGAAGACAGCAGAGUGCACACGGUCUCCCGGCUCUGGAUACACAAUUCUAGGUACCAAGUAGAGAUAAACCAAGCCUCAGCUGGAUCGUGGGUAUUAGUGGAGGGUAUCGCUAGCAGCAUCAGUAAAACUGCCACCCUAGUGAGCCCUGAAGCACAGGGAGUCUACAUCCUCCGUCCUCUCAAGUUCAACACUAAAGCUGUGAUAAAGAUAGCUGUGGAACCCGUCAACCCAUCUGAGCUACCAAAAAUGCUGGAGGGUCUGAGGAAAGCGAACAAAAGUUAUCCGCUACUGCAAACUAAAGUGGAGGAGUCCGGCGAACAUGUGGUCCUGGGAACAGGAGAACUUUACAUGGAUUGUGUGAUGCACGACCUGCGCUCCCUCUACAGUGAGAUUGAGAUAAAGGUGUCGGACCCCGUGGUGUCGUUUUGCGAGACUGUGGUGGAGACGUCAUCACUGAAAUGUUUUGCUGAGACUCCCAACAGACGCAACAAGAUCACCAUGAUCAGUGAGCCUUUGGAGAAGGGCCUGGCAGAAGAUAUUGAAGGUGGUGUGGUUAAGAUGGGAUGGAGUAAGAAGCGUAUCGGAGAGUUCUUCCAGACGAAGUACGAGUGGGACGUAUUAGCAGCUAGAAGUAUCUGGGCCUUCGGUCCUGACGCUCGAGGACCUAACAUUCUAGUGGAUGAUACGCUUCCUUCAGAGGUAGACAAGUCGCUGUUGGGAACGGUCAAGGACUCAAUAGUACAAGGUUUCCAGUGGGGCAGCAGAGAGGGACCCCUUUGUGACGAGCCCAUCAGAAACGUAAAGUUCAAGAUGCUGGACGCUGUGGUGGCCCCGGAGAUGCAGCACAGAGGAGGUGGUCAGAUCAUCCCAACUGCUCGGAGAGUUGCGUACAGUGCUCUGCUCAUGGCUACUCCCCGUCUCAUGGAACCGUACAACUUCGUAGAGGUAGUUGCACCAGGAGACUGCGUCUCAGCAGUGUACACUGUGUUGGGAAGAAGGCGUGGUCACGUGACUCAGGACGCCCCUCUCGCUGGAAUGCCGCUCUACAUCGUUAAAGCCUUUAUCCCUGCUAUUGAUAGUUUCGGAUUCGAAACUGAUCUCCGGACACACACCCAGGGACAGGCGUUCGCCCUGUCAGUAUUUCACCAUUGGCAAAUCGUACCCGGGGAUCCUCUUGACAGGAGCAUCGUGAUCAGACCCUUGGAGCCCCAGCCCGCUCCACAUCUCGCUCGGGAAUUCAUGUUGAAAACUAGGAGGAGAAAAGGACUGAGUGAAGAUGUGAACAUUAACAAGUUCUUCGACGAUCCUAUGUUGUUGGAGUUAGCUCGACAAGAUGUAAUGUUCGAUUAUCCUAUGUAGGCACAGCAACCAGACUUUUCUGAUCGCCAUGGUUACCUGGAUACUAUUAUAUGAUGAUAUCAUUUAAAUAUGUGAAGCUUUUAAGUCCAGGACCUUGCUUUUCUUCAGACGUAGAACUUCAGAACUGGGCCUAGAGUCCCUCACGCUCAGUCAAUCAGUGCUCACCCUCUGUCAGCUAUAUAUUAGCUGAUGUAGCUUUAUACAGCAAAUAGAGGCUCUCUGCGUAAAGCUAAUUAAUUAUUAAUAAUAAAUACGCUUUAUUAUUUAUAAAAUAAUUUUAUCGGCUCUGCGAGACACCCAUAUAAAUUCAUUGGUGUGAUCAAGAGAUCUUUUUAUUAGGAUAUAUUUUCUAUUUUUAUAGAAUAUCCACUAUCCAGGUUUUAAUUGGAAGGGUUUCCUAAACUGGCCUCUAUUUCUAGAACAGCCACGUGACCAUUUGACUGCUAAAUGUUAAGUUACAUAUUUUAUUGUGCCUAUAAAUUCAUUUUAUUGUCCUGAUGAAUUUUAUUUAUUUUUAAAUCAA